Molecule: messenger RNA, 7581 nt
Organism: Caenorhabditis briggsae
Lineage: Eukaryota; Metazoa; Nematoda; Chromadorea; Rhabditida; Rhabditidae
Gene: Cbr-set-16
Product: Protein CBR-SET-16
Exons: 16
Coding region: 1-7581 (2526 amino acids)
Biological process (GO): positive regulation of transcription by RNA polymerase II
Cellular component (GO): MLL3/4 complex; nucleus
Molecular function (GO): histone H3K4 methyltransferase activity; histone binding; transcription coactivator activity
Source: RefSeq, a predicted model, not a curated record
AUGAUUUGUAUCGAAUGCGGUAACCCCUCUUUUAACAAUACGGAGGUAUGCCAAAACUGCAGGGAAAUGAAUAAUACUGGUACCAUGUCGCUGGACAUAGCUCGACAGUGCGAAAUGUCGUUGAGUUGUGGUUCAUGUCAACGGAUGGUAUCAACAGACUCCAGACAGUGCACCAGCUGUCAAAAGAGUUUUCACUUGUCUUGCGAUUCAUCAUCGCCUACACACUUGAACGGUUUUGUAUGCAUGUCGUGCCGUCAUCGCGGAGAAGCUCUCACUGGCGACGUUAUGCUCUCAGCAUCUGCGGCCCCUUCUCGUGGACGCAAUCCCCCAUUAUCACCGUUCAGCGAACCAUCGGUACCACAAAUGUCUCUUCAAAUGUCAAUAGGCUCUAUAUCCUCAAGUUACCCUUCGAAUAAUGAUUUUGGAGCGGAUAUGUACGCUCAAAUGUCGACAGGUUCCGUUUUGAGCCAACAACACCAGCAGCACGUUCAGCAAAUGAUGACCCAAUCACAGUUUAUGGACGAAAUAAGUGACGGUGCAACGAAUGAUAGUGACAGAAACAGUAGUCCAUUCUAUCAGGAAACUUCGGAUUACGACGAGGAUUUCAUUCCAAUGAGCUCUCGCGGUCGUGGAAGAGGAAGCGGGAAGAAAAAACCGGGCCGUGGUCAGUCAUCCGGAUCCCGCCGUCAAACGAAUCCCGGACCUACCGGAUUCUUUUCUGCCACAAAUUUUCAAGCUAUGGGUGAUUUUCCACAACUUCCGCCGACUCGUGGAAAACGAGGAAAGCGAGGGAACGGGACUACGACGACUCGAGCAUCAGGAAAAGGUACCGGUCGGGGAAGAGGAAGAGGUCGAGGUAACAGUACUACGCAAGCACAAAUAACAGCUCUCCAACAAGUACAAUACGGAUCUACAGCACCAAUGGGCUACCCAAUGUUCCAUCCAGGAAACUCUCAAAUGAUUCAAAUGAAUAUGAGCUCUGUUGGACUUCAAGUGAUGGGACAAAACGCUCAUUUACAAGCGAACACGAACUCAAUGAACCUUUCUAUUGCUCCAGCAGUACCACUCCCAUCCAAUAUGAUAAAUCAACCCAAUCCCAUAACUCCGACUCCAGCUGCAGUACAGACUCCAGCGCCGGAACCAGAUCCUAUGGAAGCACACAAUUUCCAACCGCAGAACAUUGACUCGAUUCGAGAAGUUGACGAAUCGCUACUUGAAGAUGAUACCUCGAGACAAUCUGGAACAUCUAGGUCGGACGAGGUGGAAUACACUAAAAUACCGGUUGUGUGUAGAAAAAACGACGAAUUUCUGCAGAAGACGCCACUGUGUCUUGUAUGCGGCUCUAUUGGAAAGGGUCCUGAAGCUUCCAUGGUUUCUUGCGCAAACUGUUCUCAGACAUACCAUACAUACUGUGUUACUUUACAUGAUAAGAUGAAUUCGGCGAUUUUGGGUAGAGGAUGGCGAUGCCUAGAUUGCACGAUAUGCGAAGGGUGUGGAAACGGUGGCGACGAAGAAAAGUUGUUGCUCUGCGACGAAUGUGAUGUUUCAUAUCACGUUUACUGUAUGAAGCCGCCACUGGAAUCGGUGCCAUCGGGACCUUGGAGAUGUCACUGGUGUUCAAGAUGUCGACGAUGCAAUCACAAGGCAACGUCUGGAAAUGAUCUGACUCCGAAAGGUUUAUGCCAUUCAUGCGCUUCUUUGCAAGUAUGUCCAUGUUGUAAUAGAGGAUAUCAAAUUAACGAUAAAAUCAUAAGAUGCAGUCUGUGUAAAAAAUGGCAACACGGAGCAUGUGAAAACCUUCACACAGAGGAACAACUAGAGCAAGCUGCUCAGAAUCGAAUGAGGUGUGCAUCAUGUCGUCCCAGUAAGAAGGCAAAUGCUCUCUUUGAUUCGGAUACAUUAAUUUGUGAUGGUGUAGCUAUCGCUAAAGACGCUAACAUUCUUAAGUCGAAAUAUAUGCCGUCUGUACUCAAAAAUCAUAUGAUUGAAGCUGGCUAUCGGGAUUCGUUCGAUCAUUAUGAGGAUGAUAAUGCUGCACCAGAGGAUCUGGCUGAACCUGGAACUUCUCAACCACUAACUGGACAAAGAGGAAGAGGCCGUGGAAAUCCCAGUGGUAGGCGAGGGAUGAAUAGAAUCGGAAUCGGUGGAUUCUAUGCCAAAAUUCCUCGUCAUCGGCUUCAAGCAUUGACGGAAGAGGCGGCUGCUGCUGCUGCGGCGGACGAUGAUGAUUCGAAGAAGAAACGGCCAAGGAAACCGAGAAGGUCUCAACUGGAAGACGCAUAUCCAUCACAAAUUCAAGAAGCCUUCUUUGGAAUCAAAGCAGUUGAGGGAAAAUCAUUAGUGGAUAUCACUGUAGAAGAACCUGGAUUACCCGAAGCCGCCGCCUUCCACAUUUUCCUUUGCAAAGAAGCUAAUGAUAUGUUGAGAAAUGAUAUAAACGAAAACGAAUUCUUGGAAAAUAUGGACAUUGGAAACAUUGACACUGACAUAAAUUUGGAUGAUAUGGAUUUUUCUCUGCUCAUGGAUGUGGAUGAAUCUAAUGAAGAGUUCGAAGACAGUCUUCAAGGAGACAUGCGUCCAAAGGAAGAGCUCCCGGAAGGAAGUUAUGGCCCUACCACUUUCAACUUGGACCAAAAACCUUCAACAUCUGGUGAACUUGGAUCUUUUGGUCAACAAGGUGCUUCCACGAGUGGAAUAAACCCCGCUAAUUACGCUCAAAAUGCUCCAGGAGUGAGAGCUGCAAUUGCUCGGAGUGGCAGCCAAUCGGAUGCUACUGAUCGAUAUCAGUAUGCUGCUCGCUGGGAAGAAGACGAACCAGCUGGUUUGAUGGCGACGACUGCUGCAGUUUUAUAUGCCAACGAAAAGCAUGCAUAUUUGAAGCAGCAGUUCCCCGUUUGGGCUGAACGUGUGAAACAAAUUCAGAAGUUAUGGCGUAAUUUGAGUUCUGAAGAACGGCAAGACUACGUAAAUCGAGCGAGAGAUAAUCGGACCAAAAGUGGUGCUAAGCCUCGCCCUCGCAGAGUGAACGUUCAGAGUACGAACUCUGUCGAUAGCCCAACAAACCAGUCUCCUGCUAUCAACUUAACAGAAUUCAAAGUUCCCGUUAAUCCGGGAGAACCGUCGACGUCUACUUCAUUCGGUUCAUUAAAUGAACCUCAGCAAGUGAAGAAAGUGCAUGUGACAUAUCAUUUGCCUCUAGAUCUUUAUCAUCAAUGGCAGGAAAUGAAGAGAGUGAGAGUUGAUCGUGAACGGUUAAUUGUGUCUCUCGAUGAACAGUUGACCAAAGCUCGUAAGCAAAAGAAGAACUUGGCAGCGAAGAAGCGUCAAAUAGUCAGAACUCAAACAGCAGCCCCUGAUUAUGACGGCCGACCGAUCGAUUUGAAUGACAACGAUCAACAAAUUCUGUUGCAACUCACGGAGCAGAUAAAAGCUACUCAAGCGGAAAUCGAUAAUUCAAGGCGAGACUUGAACACUCGAAAAGCUGCUAUGUCCGAUUUUGAAAUCACUCAUCACAUUCUCCGUAAUGAAUCCGAUGUCAAACCUCACGAAAUGGAGCAAACAAUUGCCAGAGACAAUCAAUAUGCUUCCCAGAUGGAACACCGGCUAGCUCAACAAGCCCAAGCACAGGGACUCGGAUUAGGUGCAACACCACAGUUACCUGGUACUCAGUCUUCCAUUCAUCUUCCUAUGCUUCAUCAGCAACAGCAACAACAGAUGAUGCAAAUGCAGAUGCAGGGGAUGCCUAUAAGACCUGGCCCAGGACAAUUUAUGUUAAGACAACCGCCUGGAGCACCUCCGAUGACAAUACAACAACAACAGCAUCAGCAUCAACAGGAACUGCAUCGCAGAAUGAUGAUGCAGCAAAUGCAGCAAAUGCGGCAGCAGAUCCGACCAGAGAUGGCUGGAGUGCGUUUCGAUCAGAUUACUGAUCCAGUGUUGAAAGAUGUAUACGCAUGCGUCGAUGCGAUGGUUACAGAUGUUCAUUUGAAACUGGAGCCCAAGCCGGAACCUCAACAGCAAAUUCAUGGACCGCCACAGUUUAUGCAGAGAAUGAUGCAGCAUCCUGGAGCGCCCAGUUCAUCUGGUCCUCCUGGAUCUUUGGGUAAUCCUGCCCUUUCUGUUCCGACGGCUCAUCCUGGUGCUCCUGGCCCUUCCGGUCAUCUUCCCAGUUCUCUUGGCCAGCCUGGUCCACUUGGUCCAGCUGGUCCUCCUGGUCAUCUUGGUCAUCCUGUUCCGCCUCGGCUCAUCAUGCCUUCGCAUAUCCCUCAUGGACCGAUACCACAGCUCGGCGCGCCUGUGAAUCAACACCCUCCUCCAACACCCCAACCUGCUCAACCACCACAGCUUCCAGAAGACGGACCGAAACCAAAGAAGAAGCGUGCGCAACAGAAAAAAGCUGCAACGACGUUCCCGACUGGCGGAGAACACGACGCCUGGAUAGAAACGAUGCGAACGCGAUUCCGUUUGUGUCCCGAAAUUCCUAAAGUGCAACGAGAGCCACGUUUGAACAAACAAGGAUCAGAAUUCGUGACACACGGAUUGACAGAGUUGAGUCUUCUCAUGGGAAAACGAAAACCUAUAAUUGGACGUUUUGGAGAGAUGAUGGUGAAACGCGGAACGAGAUAUUUCGGAAACGAAGACAGAAUGGAUAAGGCAGUCACUUUCAAUGAAGUGAAUUUGUACCAAGUUGAACCACAGAUUCGCCGUCAUGUACUUUACAACAGUUCUAUGCCAGAACUUGAAGACGAUGUCAUUCAAGAUGAGAUGGACAAGAAAAUGUGUUUGAAUCCGAACGAUGUCAUCAGCCGGUUGUUCAAUAAGAAACACACUUCUCGCGAACAUGUACGAUGCCUUGCUCGCUACAUGGAUGAAGCAGGACCACCAAUAGAGCCAGAUUUAGGAAUGUUCCGCGAUUUCAAAGAAGAACCUGAAGAAGAUGUAACCAUUGAGCUAGUUUUCAACACAAACCAAAUCAAGCAGGAAUGUACUGAAGAGGAGAAAAAUGAUCUGUGUCCUAAACUCAACGAUCAACUCAGAGAAAUUCUGUCAUUUAAAAAUGAGAUAACAUAUAAAUUGGAAGACACUCCACCUGAGUCUCCUGCAUGUGUAUCUCCGGAGCCUGAAGUUUCUGAACAAGUUCGUCAAACAACAUCCACAUCAAGAGCACCAUCAGCAUCGGUCGAAAAAGAAAUCAAGAAAGAAGACGAUGAAGAAAUGCCGGCGUCUGUUUUCCGAGAAAUCAAAAAAGAAGUAAUGGACGUUGCCCAGCAGAAUCAAUGUAAGCAGUGUGAUAAGAUGAUAGAUGGAGGAACAACACCAUCAGUUCGAGUAUCAGUUGGAAAACUCGGAGUUCUACCACAAGAAGCACCAUGUGAUGAAAGAGAUGAUAUGGUAUCAUUCUGUUCGAAAAAGUGUUAUUACGAUAUGAUGUCAACUGGACGAAAUGCACUGACUCACGAAGAGCUCGCUGAAGCCGAGAAACACGUCUCCGAGGAAACAUACAACAAGCUGAAACAAAUCCUUUCGGAUAGCAUUGUAAAGGCAGUGAAUCUAGGGAAGAAGCCUCCGACCUCUGCAUUGCCUACUUCUUCUCUUCUUGGAAACGCUGAUCUUAUAUCUCCAAGGGAUAUUCGCCUAACGGUAGACGAUGGAAGAAAGGAACUCAUCGAGAUAGUUCACGUUUCAACGUUGAUUGGAGCAGCAAACGCACAGAAAGACGAGAUGGCUCAACAAGUCGCCGCUGGAACAGACUGGAAGCAGUACACCCCAGAAAUUUAUGAAUCAUUCGUUAGCAUUCAUCAGCAACAUCAGCAAUGCGUUCUCUCGGCGAAGUUUGGAGUUCCUCUUCCGCAACAUGAACUGGACAAGCGUAUUUGUGUUUUCUGUGGUGGUGUUGGAGAUGGCGACACUGCUGUAUGUGGUCGUCUUGUUUCUCUCACUGAGUAUUACUGGGUUCAUGUGAACUGUGCAAUGUGGAGCGCUGAAGUAUUCGAACAUCAGAAUGGAAUGUUAUCGAAUGUUGAACGAGCUGUGAUUCGCGCUGCGACACAAGCAUGCGAUCACUGCAAACGUCCAGGAGCCAGUGUUAAAUGUCAUAAGGCAAACUGUGGAAUGAAUUAUCAUCUCGUUUGUGCUCGACAGAACAAUGGCUAUUUCAUUAAAGAUCGGACAUUCAUAUGUAAAGCUCACGAAAAAGUUGUUCAUCAUCAAUGCACCCGAUUCGAUGCUAUGCGGAAAAUCUUUAUUAAGCGUGACGAGAACAACAUGCUGAUGCGUCUGUUCGAUCUUUCCGAUGGAUCGAACCUUUGCCUUAAAAUGGGAUCAUUCACUUUCUACAAACUUGGUUCGAUCACUCCGACACAGUUGAAGCGGUUCCAUAACAAGGAUUACAUCUUCCCCAACAAGUAUCGUGUCACUCGUCACUUCUGGUCUCCGAAGAACUGUGAAGAGCGCAUGACGUUCGAAUGCACAAUCGAAGAUCGCAACAACCAACCGAUUUUCAUCGUGAGAAGUUUGAAUGAUCCGACGAUUUGUUAUCGAGCAACAUCGGCAACGAAAGCAUGGAGUCCGAUUUUCGAUAAAGUGACGAAGCUUCGAGAACAACAACAAGAUCGUCUGCGAUUCUUCGGUUCUCAAAUAACUGGAGAGGCAUUGUUCGGACUCACUGAGAAUGCAAUAACGAAAAUGACCGAGUCGCUACCUGGUUUCGACACGGUGUUCACAUAUCAACAAAGGCAUCAGAAUAGUCCUGUUUUGGAGUUACCACUUGCUGAAAACCCGAUGGGGUGUGCUCGAGCCGAACCGUGGAGUCGAACGAUCGGACAAACCUUCAGAGCGAAGCCCCAACCAAUGGGAGGGACAUCGAAUCAUCAUCACGGAAUCCUCGGCAUCAUACCUUGUCAGCCGACCAAGACUGACAGUUCUUCUUGUCAAAUUGAAACUCUACAAUCCCGUCAAGCAUCCACAUCACUUACUUCAGCUAACAGUGGACGUACCAGAGGUGUAAGAUCGUACUAUACGGAAGAAGCGGCAGCUCGUGCUCGCGGAUUCCCACAAGAUCUGAGUGCUAUUUCUCAUAGAGUUGAGCCCGCUCAAAGUGCAACUGCUCAGUAUACAGCUUAUCAGAAGAUGCGCAGAGAGUGGAAAGAGCUAGUGUAUCUUGCUAGAUCUCGAAUUGCUGGAUUAGGCUUGUAUGCAAAAACCGAUAUUCCGAUGGGAGAGUACAUCAUCGAAUACAAGGGAGAAAUCAUUCGUUCGGAACUGUGUGAGGUUCGUGAAAAGCGCUACAAUGCUCAGAAUCGGGGAGUCUAUAUGUUCCGGCUCGACGAGGAGUGGGUUAUUGAUGCAACGAUGUCGGGUGGUCCAGCGCGAUAUGUUAAUCAUUCGUGUGAUCCGAAUUGUUCCACUAUGCUUUUCGAUUCAAACAGUGGAGCACGUGACAAGAAGAUCCUCAUCACUGCCAAUAGGCCUAUAAGCGCAAACGAAGAGCUUACCUAUGAUUAUCAAUUCGAACUGGAAGAUGCAACAGAUAAGGUCCCAUGUCUUUGCGGAGCACCGAAUUGUGUUAAAUGGAUGAAUUAA